Mycena citricolor is the source of this 2268-nucleotide messenger RNA. The record is from the annotation of a GenBank genome assembly. Lineage: Eukaryota; Fungi; Basidiomycota; Agaricomycetes; Agaricales; Mycenaceae.
AUGAUUGACGCAAUGAUCAAGACCCCAGGUAGCCGACUAUCGCAAUAUCGCAACAUCGUAAUAUUCGAAAAGCGCAACAUUCGAGAUAGGAUCAGCGGCCGGGUCGCCGGCGCGAGCAGGCUCGUCGCAAGUCCGGACUCCCAGGCGACAUUCCAGGGCAGCGGUUCGUACGUCGUGUUCGACUGGGGAAGGAGCCCGCUCAAGUUGGACGACUCGUGCCAGCCCGCACGGCUGCAGAACUGGGACAGAAUCCAGACGUUCCACGUGCCGCGAGCCACGGGGCUGCUGACGCAGACCGUGGGACAGCAGCGCGGCGGGUUCCGCUUCCUGACGAUUGUGAGUGCGAGCGCGGACCCGCUGACGAUCUCGAACAUCUCGCUGGCGAUCACGUUCAUGCCCCACUGGGAUGAUCUCAGGGCGUACCCGGGCUACUUCUUUGCACCUGACCCCGGGUUCCACGACAUCGACUGCCUCACGAAGAUCUGGCACUAUAGGGUGCAGACCAACACAAUCCCUCCCCACACGGCGCGACAGGAGCCGUGCCCAGCAGGAGGUGGCUGGUCCAACGAUGCCUUGGGAGGAGCUGCCACUGGGCCUAUCCUCGUCGAUGGUGCAAAACGCGACAGGAACAUCUGGCCAGGCGACUGCGGCAUCUCCACACACACGGAGCUCGUCGCGCUGAGCGACAUGGAGCCGACCAAGAACUCGUUGAUGGUGAUGUUCCGCACGCAAAACCUGACGACUGGCGCGCUGCAGUACUCCGGGCCGCCGCUGAACAACCAGGGAAGCGACACGUACAUCUCGUGGUCGCUCAUUGGGACGCACAACUACUUCCUGUACACGGGCGACCUCGAUUUCAUCAAGUCUGUCUGGGCGAACUACACCAAGGCGGUUGGCUUCCUUGAGGGCCAGGUGGACUUGACCGGCCUGAUGAACGUCUCGUCUGCGCUCUCGAACGACUGGGGCAGGGCCAGCGGCGCCGGACACAACUCUGCGGCAAACGCGUUGCUUUAUCGCGUGAGGAUUGAUUUCUGUCUCUCGCAUCAUGUAUCCGCGCUCAUCAAGCUCGUAGACGCUCGUCACCACGGCGGACCUGGCGACGCAUCUCGGCAAUGUCUCCCUCCCCGCCACAUACCUCGCCAACGCGACCAAGAUCAAAACUGCGUUCAACAGCCUGCUGUGGGACGCCGCGGCGGGCCGGUUCCGCAGCAACGACCUGCCGAGGAGCAUCCACCCGCAGGACGGCAACGCGCUCGCGGUCCUGUACAACCUCACGACAUCGGACGCACAGAACAAGGCCGUGAGCGCCGGGCUGAUGAAGUUCUGGACGCCCAUCAGGCCGUGGCUUCGAGGUGCGUGUUGCGCUGGUGGUUUGUGGUUUGCGUGUCACCUGCGCGACAGAUCCAAGCGCAUUUUGUGGCCGGCAAGGGCGAGCGGGCAAUUGAUCUGAUCGAGCGCGAGUGGGGGUACAUGCUGGAAACCAACUUGAGUGUCAAGUCGCCGCUGCUAGAGGGCUUCUCGGCCAACGGAUCGCUCGGGUGCGUGUCGUAUCAAUCAGCUGCGGCAAGCUGUCAGGCAGCAGCUCCGCAGAUGAUUUUGGAAGUUUCUCACCAGAAUUUGCUGUCUUCUGCGGCGCCUGGGCUCGUUCAAACGUUCAAACUCACGGACGAAGAACGAAUGGCAGUUCUGACGGCUGAAAUUAAUCAACUACGCACACGGGCCCAAGCUAAACGCGCUAUGGAAGUUGCUAAUCAACCAGAAGUCCCUGAACGCACUAUUCCACCGGCGGUAGCGCGAAAUCCAGUCGUUCCACCUGUUCCAAUCGAAACCGUCCCUCCUGCGACCGCCCCUGCUGCUCCAGUUGCCCCGCCUCAACCCCCAAUCCAUCCGUACGCCGCAGCUCGUGAUGGCGCUUACGCACCGCCCAAAGAACGAAAUGUUGGAAUUCCAGCGCAGAAAUCACAACCCCCACGCUCUUCGGCUCCGAUCUACAACCCCAAAGAUGCUGCAGCUGUUUUCGACGCCAUUUUGGACAUCCCUGUCACCCAGACGCUUCGCCAGACCCUGUCGAUUGCCCCAGAAGUCCGUGCUCAAUUCCGCGAAGCCACUAGUUUCCGUCGUCCCCCUGCCAAGACUGGCGAGGCAGUGCCUCAAUUCCUGCAUCCUGUCACUGAUAGCACGCCCUACGACCUUCCAUAUGCUCAGGACGACUCAGAUUUGGUCGAAAAACCAGACGUUGCCCCCAGACGCUUGGGUGGUCCCAGAUAA